Jatropha curcas is the source of this 837-nucleotide messenger RNA. RefSeq lists its product as uncharacterized. Gene Ontology annotation, molecular function: nucleic acid binding; zinc ion binding. Lineage: Eukaryota; Viridiplantae; Streptophyta; Magnoliopsida; Malpighiales; Euphorbiaceae. The record is from RefSeq and is a predicted model, not a curated record.
AUGAAAGCUUAUUUGAAAGCUUUGAAUUUGUGGGAAGUUAUAGAAGAUGGAGUAAAUCCAACACCUCUUGGUCCUGAUCUAACAUUAGCUCAAAUAAAGAAUUUUGAAGAGCAAAAGGCCAAGAAGCCAAGGGUAUUGAUAUGUUUACAUUGGGGUUUAUCAAAAACUAUAUUCACAAGAAUCAUGGCUUGUGAAACUCCAAAACAGGCCUGGGAUAAGCUAAAGGAGGAGUUUGAAGGUAGUGAUAGAAUGAAAAUAGUUAAGCUUCUCACUCUAAAAAGGGAGUUGUUGGGGGAUGAAUUUCCAAAUUUUAAAGUUGUGGAAAAGAUUUUAAUCAGUCUACCAACUAGAUUUGAACCUAAAGUAUCUGCUAUUGAAGAAUCAUGUGAUCUUAGGACUUUGUCAGUUGCUGAGCUUAUUAACAAAGGAAAAGCUAUCAUAAGAGAAGGAAGAACAAGUGAGUUUCCACCCUGCAACUUUUGUAAAAAGCCAAACCAUUUAGAGAAGGAUUGCUGGACAAAGGACAAAUCAAAGGUACAAUGUAGGUUUUGCAAGAAAUUUGGGCAGUUUGAGCAAUUUUUCAAGGCCAAGCAAAAUCAAACAAAGAAUCAGAAUCAGCAGCAGAAUCAACAAAAACCUAACUACACUAAUGAACAUGAGGAGAAUGAGACCGAAAAUGUGUUCGUGGCUUCUCAAGUCACAAGAGAUGCCAGUCAAGAAACUUGGUAUAUUGAUAGUGCUUAUACUAGUCACAUGGCCAAAGAGGAGAGCAUGUUCAAUAAACUAGAUAGAUCAAUUAACACCAAAGUGAAACUUGGAAAUGGUCAAAUUCUUUAG